AAAGUUCUUCUAGAAUCUUUGGCACUAAGUCGCACAAAUCAUACAGAUUUUCAUCCGUAUUUAUCGGUGGAAGACGGCGCAUCAAAUCCAUUUACUUCGUUAUUUAAUGCUAGUCUUAACUUCUGAAGCCCCUUUUUCUGUCAUGUUUAUACUUUAGUUCUGAUAUCUCUCAUAAUAAGCAACAUGAUUACCGGCUCGAAAUAUUUGGGCCUUUUGUGCCGUCUACUUGCACACGCACGUAAUUCUGAAAAUACUAUACACAAACAAACGCCUACCCGAUUUUUGUAUAAAUUGCAUUUCCGACUUAACUACGCAACACUAUGCCUGUCUCGCAGCUAUUGCGUGCCAGGCACUCACCAUCCUUCUAAGCGCUCGUCCAAUAGGGUAAGGGGUAAAUUGGCUCCUAUCGAAAACCCUGAGCGCGCACACAGUGAUAACGAUUUACAUACUGAUCUAUGCUUGCAUGACAAUAAAAAAGUUGAAAAAGUUGUUGAGCCGGUGGAAGAAUGGAUAUCGGAGGCUGGGCGUAGAGAGCUGUCCCAAACUAGCGAAAAUGUCACGAUAGGCAAAAUCGACCUCUUGCCAGAAGACAGAAUUUUAACGCUUUUGUUUACAUGUAAAAUAUGUGGGAAAAGAUCUGCCCGCCAGUUUUCCAAUCUUUCAUACACCAAGGGGGUCGUCAUCAUACAAUGCCCUGGCUGCAAUAAGUAUCAUUUGAUUGCUGACAAUCUGGGCUGGUUUAAAUUUGGCAAAAAUGUCGAGGAAAUGAUAAAAGAUGAAGGAACACUCGAGCGACUGACUUACUCAUCGCUGGCUGAUAUUCCACCUGAUUUGAGAAGCUUAGUGGAAGAAGCUCAGGCCGCUCGGCAGAAAGGCAUCAAAGCUCGGGAAGAACGGAGAAAAAAUAUCAAAAAAUGAGUUUUAAAAUAGUUAUUGUAAUCGUCACUUUGGUAUUCGGUCAAUCGCUAUUCGUAAAUCUGUAAGCUAUGGUGAAUAAAAAAAAUAUUGAAGUAAACAAAUUUUACUUGCAUGUUUAGCAUUUUCAAUAGCCCAUGUUUUUUACCGGGAAGAAAAUAUGCCUCAAGAACUCUAAUUCGAGCACAGCAAGCGCUAUUAUCAACCAUAGCCGUAAAUCUAGAGAAGAAAGAGAAAAACAGCGAAAACGGCUUUUCCUAAUAAAACUCGUACAAUAUCAUUGGAGGAUUUCUUUAUCGAUAAUUAACUACAGAAAAGCUGUUUACUCUAACUGGGUAUUUUUCAGAUUGGCUGCUGAAUCAUCUUCCAGCCAAAAUGAAAAUCUCUCAGCCAUAUCUACCAGUAAUUACGUCAACGAAUGUUAUAUGAAAAUAUUGCGAGAGUUUCUUUUCUUUACAAAGAAAAUUGAUGACAGUUGCACCAUUUUGAAAGAUCUGAUACCCGUUUUAUCAUCCCCUAAAUACCUGGAACUUUCCUUACAUGACGAGAAUCGAGAGCAAUGGAUACUUCAAGUGUCUGACUUUUCUGGACUUAUUUUGUCUAGUUUGGCCUACAUUUAUGACGUUGCGUUUCUUGAUCAGUUGCUCGAAUUCGUCUUCAAAUUGACAAAUCCGGAGUACUUUCAUGUAGAUAACGUCCAAAUAUCUGAUGCAAUCACCAAGUCAGCCAAGAAAAUAGGCUUGCGAUUGGUUCGAAAACACAAUGGUUUAAAGCUACUUUCAAGCAUGUCCUGGCAACAAGAUUGUGAAACCUACCUUCGAAUUCAUUACCUAAGAUUCAUGAUAUGCUUUCGCAUCUAUAUCUAUUUUCAGCUAGGUGCGGACAUGCAUAAAGAUUCUGCUAUUCUGGCCGACCAAAACCGAUUCAUGUUCAACCUGUUGUCUUCGCAGCAUGUUGACCACCUGUGUUCUCGAGAGUUCCCUGGAUUUGCUAGCAGCGCAUUUGAAUGUAUUCUUAUGCUUCUAAAAAUAGCAAGAUUCAAUCCUACUUGGUCUAUAUUGUCAGCUAACGGCGACAGUUACAAGCAGGUAUCUAACUUUUUGAUAUACGCGAUAAAGUUUUACCAAAAGAGCGGACAAGAUUUAAAAGCUGGGAAACGAUUUACCAAAGAAUUAUCGUAUUAUGUUGAGGCGUUUCAUCAAUUUUCUGACGAAUACAUAAAGGAAGUAGACGCUCGUAUUGAUUUAGAAGAUGAGACUUGGAGUUACCAUCAGGCAACUGAAAGAUUCGCAGAUAUAAAAUCGACUUUGGGUGCUUUAAAAUCCUCGGUUAAGGCUUUUCUUCAGCUCAGAGUUGAAGAGGUUGGUCGUAUGCCUGAUUCUGAAGGGCUUGAGCUACACCUGUGCUCAGAAAUUUCAAGCAUAGCAAAACUGUUUUUUGUCAUCCAGACGCACUCUAAGCUUUCACAUAUUAUGAACGAUCUUGCUGAGCCGGUCAUAUGUCUUUGGCCUCACAUUCAACAAAAGUUUGUAGAUGUACCUCUGUCCGCGACUGAUUCUCGAGCACUGGUUUUGGCGUUUUUUUGCCUAUGCUGCGAGCAUGUUCUUUCUUCUGUUCCCUACCAAGAAAUGGAUGUGUUGUCGCUCUAUCAAAGCCAAAAGCAUCCGAUGAUGAAAAAACUGGUCGAUUUGACUCAAUUCCGGAAUAUUGUUUUGUUCUUAAAGGGUAUACUAGUCUUUCGUGUAGAGCAUCACCCAUCAAUGCCUAUUCCAAAUUCGUUCGUUGAAUUUAUGAAGGCGUUUAAUAGGCUGAUAAGAAUUUUGAAAAAAAGAAACCACGCUAUGAAAAGUGUCCUUCCUGACUCAGUUUUUACAAUCGAGGAAAUUGACUCUAAAAAUUUGAUAGACGAAUCUGAGCCUCAAGCGAUUAUGAGCCUCCAUGUGCCUUUCGUCAUCCCCUUUCUCAAAAGGGUUGCUUUGUUUCACAAGCUCAUAGAACAGGAUAAGCAUAUGUCGUACAAUGGCCUUUACGACGAAUAUUCAGUGCGCGUCAUCUGCAUUCAACGCGGAAAUGGACUUUUGACAGAUGCCUUCAACAAGCUGAAUCCGUUACAAGGACAGCUUAAAGGGCCCAUCAAGAUAGAGUUCAUGAGCGAACAAGGAGUAGCAGAGCCUGGCAUCGAUGGAGGCGGCUUACUUCGUGAAUUCCUCUCAGAAGUGACCAAGUUGGCGUUCUCUCCUGACUACGGUCUUUUUUUGAGUACACCAGAAAAUCAGCUUUAUCCAAACCCAAAAUCUGCUAUUUAUGUAGAAGACCAUAUUAGGAAGUUUACCUUUUUAGGCCGCCUUAUAGGUAAAUGCAUUUACGAGAUGAUUUUGCUCGAAUUGCCCCUAGCACCGUUCUUUUUAAGCUACCUUCUUGGAUAUCCGACGGGUAUAGAGGACCUCAGAUCUCUGGAUUGUGAGUUGUAUCGGGGCGUCAGAAAAAUGCUGGAUGAUCCAAAUGUCAGCGACUUGGGACUUUAUUUUGUAGCGUCAACGGCUUUAGGUGGCGUUCAAGAGCUUGUUUCAGACGGGAGCAAUGUUUCUGUCACCCCCGAGAAUCGCAAUUACUUUGCAAAACGCCUGACCAAAUACAAGCUCGUUUCGUCGAUUCGAGACCAGUCGGAUGCAUUUUUGGAGGGUUUAGCUGACAUCAUCAAGCUUGAAUGGCUUCAGUUAUUCAGUGAAGAAGAACUUAUGAUCGUUUUGUGCGGCGGAGGCCGUCUCGACGUCCAGGAUCUUAAGGCGUACGCUACUUUUGGGAACGGUUUUCAUGCAAAUCAUCAUACUAUCAGGAUGCUUUGGGAGGUCCUAGAAGAGUUUUCUGACGAGCAACAGGAAUUAUUUUUGAAAUUCACGACGUCCGUUUCAAGGCCUCCCGUUCUGGGCUUUGCAACUUUGAACCCUCCUUUUUGCAUUCGUAAAAGCGAAAAUACCACAGAUUUUCUACCCACAGCCAACACCUGCUUUAACAUGCUAAAGCUUCCUCCCUAUAACAGCAAGAGACAACUCAGAGAAAAACUGCUUUACGCAAUAACUUCUGGUGCUAGGUUUGAAUUGAGCUGAAAAAGGCGUUCAGGGUGAGGAACUAUAGACUUUUUUCAUGCUGCAGCGACAAAGCGCUUAUGCCCAGAAGUUGUCAUGGGAGUAUCUCCCCACCUCAUCUCCGGCUCGGAAAAAAGAGCAGUACAAGCUUUUUUCGAGAUGUUUACGAGCCAAGGGUCAUUUUUAGCCGUUUCUCUGUCCCAAAUUAGGGAAGCAAUCGAAUCUUUCUGGCGAGGCGACUCUGUGAGGGCGGUUCCGUCGCUCUGAGUUUGAAGGUGGCAGAGGUCCCCCGUAAACGGUCUUCACAAUUUUACAACAGGUACAGAGGGGGGACACCGUCAAAUAAACACAAGAAUUAUUCGGCUGCGCACAUGUGUCAAAAAAA
Molecule: messenger RNA, 4386 nt
Organism: Schistocerca gregaria
Lineage: Eukaryota; Metazoa; Arthropoda; Insecta; Orthoptera; Acrididae
Product: ubiquitin-protein ligase E3B-like
Exons: 3
Coding region: 1053-4022 (989 amino acids)
Biological process (GO): protein polyubiquitination; ubiquitin-dependent protein catabolic process
Molecular function (GO): ubiquitin protein ligase activity
Source: RefSeq, a predicted model, not a curated record